Molecule: messenger RNA, 1080 nt
Organism: Rotaria sordida
Lineage: Eukaryota; Metazoa; Rotifera; Eurotatoria; Philodinida; Philodinidae
Source: the annotation of a GenBank genome assembly
UAUAGAAUACUUCUGAAUUCUUGAAAGAUGAAUUAGUACAUAAAAUUCUAACUUCUAUUUUAGUCGAAAUUGCAAUGUCGUUUUUCUGGUUCAUGUAUUAUUGAUAUUUAUACACGUCGUCAAUGUACAUAUUGUCGAUUAAAAAAAUGUUUUGAUAUUAAAAUGCGUAAAGAUUGGAUUCGUACUGAUGAAGAAAAACAAAUAAGACAAUUCAUAAAAUUAACAAAAGAACAAAAGAACAUAAAUAAUCUAUCGAAUGAUCAACAAUCUCUUAUUAAUUUUCCAAUAAUUGUACGAAAGAAAAAACGUAAAAUAAUAAAAUCAAUAAAUCAAGAACUUGUUAUUAAACCGAUCCUAACACAAAUAUUUUUUGGUUUUAAUCGUAAUCUAUCUAAUAAUGAUCAAAUCCUAUUAAAUAAUAUUACAAAUGCUUAUCAAUUAAGAACUAAUGAUAUUGAUGAUUUUUAUUUAAAUAGAUCUAUAUCAUCUACAUCAAUAAUAAAAUUUUUUAAUGAAGAAAGUAUAAUGCAUGAAUCAUUAAUUUAUUUUUAUAAAUCAAUACCUGAAUUUAAACAAUUAGAUAUACAUGAUCAAGUUUUAUUAAUUAAAUCAAAUCUUAUUAAAAUUAUUCAUUUACAUUAUAUUCUUCAAGAAAAAUUUCAAGAAAAUCCAUAUAUUAGUUUAUAUAUGUCAAAAUGGAUAAAUAAAGAAUUUCAUUAUCAAAUGUCUCGUACACGUCGAUAUUUUGAUCGUUUUAUAGAACAUCCAUUAAUAUUAAAACUUGCACUUAUUGUUUUUUUAUUUAAUAUUAAUUUAUCUAUAUCAUAUAAUAAUCAUCAAUUUAAUGAUUAUAAUAAUAAAAUGAAUAUAUAUAAAAUUCAAGAAUUUUAUAUAAUUCUACUUUGGCGUUAUUUAAAUUAUUUAUUUAAAGAACAAGAAGCAAUAAAAUCAAUGGAAAUUAUAAUUACAAAAAUUUUACAUUUUCAAAAUUUAAUGAAUAUAAUGGAAGAAAAUAUAAGACAAGAAGUAGAUUGUAAUACACUUAAUCAAUUAAUGCAAUCUUUAUUUCAAUUAACAUAA